AUGUUUUACAGAUUCUGGGCCAGAUUUUUGCAAAUUUAUUUUAUUGGUGAUGGAAAUCGUGAAUUGCAUCAACGUUGUGUAAUUGUUUCAAAUACAAGACGAGAAAUUAUUCGUGAGCUACAAAGGUUUUUCCAUCAGCAUAACGCAUUGGUUCAAUUGUUCAAAAUUGCUCUUAAUCGUAUGCCAUCUGAUAGUCACAAAAUUGUAAUAAGGGCUGAUAGAACACCUUUUGGAGAACAUGCAAGGCAAUUCAAUGCACCGACAAUUGAUAAGGUUGCUAUUGUUAUCCUUGAUGAUCAGUUGCGAUCCCGUGAUAUUGUACUUCAUCGCAGAAAUGAUCAAUUGAAACGUGUUUCGGAACUGCAUCGUAGUUACGAUGCAUUACAAUACCCAAUAUUGCAUUGGAAAAGUGACGAUGGCUACCAUAUCAAUAUACCAAUGAUUGAUCCACGAACAGGUCUACAUGUACAGAAAAAAGUUAGUGCCAUGAACUUUUAUUCGUAUCGAUUGAUGGUUCGUCCACAAGAACAAAAUUAUAUCUUGAGAUGUGGUAAACUAUAUCAUCAGUACAUCGUUGAUAUGUAUGCCAAAAUAGAAACUGAACGUCUUAAUUUUAUUCGUUUCAACCAAUCAAAAUUAAGAUCCGAGGAAUAUAUUCAUUUGCGAGAUGCGAUAAUGAAUGAUGCUAAUGUUAACGACAUUGGCGUUUAA
Messenger RNA from Eupeodes corollae, 711 nucleotides. RefSeq lists its product as uncharacterized. The record is from RefSeq and is a predicted model, not a curated record. The transcript has 2 exons. NCBI's taxonomy places the organism in Eukaryota, Metazoa, Arthropoda, Insecta, Diptera, Syrphidae. The coding region runs from base 1 to 711 and encodes 236 amino acids.